Poecilia reticulata (guppy) is the source of this 2266-nucleotide messenger RNA. The record is from RefSeq and is a predicted model, not a curated record. NCBI's taxonomy places the organism in Eukaryota, Metazoa, Chordata, Actinopteri, Cyprinodontiformes, Poeciliidae.
AGACAAACCGGAUGUUUUGGCUACCAGCUGGCUAACAUGACGGAUUUUUCAAGAAGUUACACAUAUUUCUCUCAGUCGUUUAAACAAGUAAAGAUAGACCGGUAUUUUGUACAGUAAAUACCACAAUUUGUCCGCACAUUUGCUGUUUCGUGAGCUCUGUUUUAAGACGUAGUUUAACUGUGCUAUUUUAUUUUUUUUUUAUUUUUUUUACUUCGAGUUUUCUGAAUUGAACGACAACUUUUUUUCAUUUCCCAUCCAAAUAAAACUAUGGUUAUUUUUCAAGUUUCCAAUAAGAAAGAAAACUUUGACGACGAAUUUUGAGUUGGAACAGCCAGAAGGGAAUGUUUAUUUUCAUUUAAAUACACCGAGAAGAAAAAUGUCAAAACAUUCCAAAAGGAGAAAACUGAAUAGGUUGUCUUCAUCUUCAGGCGAAGAAGAAACGGGUUCAAACUGCCAAAAUGAUGCCUCCAAAAGGAAAAGUCACAAAAGAAAAAAUGACGAAAUGGAUCCAAAGAGCUCUAAAAAGGAACAGAAAAAAACUCAAGUUGACUCCCACAGCUCCCGCCAGAUAGCAAAACCUGUUUACAGACUGUCAACAAGAAAAGAAGAGCAGAAAGUCUCUCCUAAACAAGGGCAGCUUAAAAACAAUGGACCUUUGCAAUUACACGGGGAACGCCAAUCCAGUAUAUCUAGAACAACUAGGGAAAUUAAAACUGUGAGAAGGGACCAGUCAAAGCCUAAUAAGGCAAGCUGUGCUGCUUUACUUACUCAGACAAUAGAGAAGAAAUUGCAAGACAAGUCUGAUAAAAAGUGCUCUCAGGGCAGCUAUUCCGAACUAAAAAAUGAGCAAAUGAGUAACAAGUUAGAUGCUGCUGAACACAGAGAUCACAGGCAGGGAUCAGAGAAGAGGAAUGGACCAGCUAGGGAACCUUCAAGAUCCCCGCAUGACAGCAGGAAUAUUAAGACCCAAGAACCCAUCUCCUCCCACUACAAACAUUUUCAAAAAUGGAGCAACAUGUCUCGAGACCAGAACACAAGUAAAAAUUAUCCGUAUAGCAGAAGUACGAGUGUGGAUGCCAAAAAGCCUCCUACCACUGUCACACAGAAGUCUUGCAUUUCACCGAAACCCUCUAUGACAGUGACAAACCCAAAGAAAUGGAAGAGCUUCACUUCAACCCCCGUGAGCAACAAAUCAGAGCCACCACCAUCCACUCUGAAACAAAUGGGCAUUCUAAAAUGUUUGCCUUUUAAAUUAAAUUUCAAAAUACCAAAACACAGUCAGCCUGCCCUUGCACGCAGCUCACUCGGAAAUAAUAAUACGGCGUCUUCGAACCAAAACCUCAAGCUUAAGGAUAACAAAGACGGCUCUGGAGCAAAGAAAUUGGAGCCAGCAAAGGUGGAACCUUGCAGGCUUUUGGCUGGUUCCUCCAAUUCUCCUUGUAAAGCACGAAGUAAGAGAUCAUCUUUGCCUGACCGUCUCUCAUCUGAAAUCCAUCCAGCAGGAGAUGCAAAAUCUAAGCAAUUCUGUGAUCAGGGUCAGGUAGUUGAAGAGCUUCAUCUUGCUCGGUCUGAAAAGAGGCUGGAGGUAAAUGUGAAGCAGAGCUACGGUGAACUCACUGGCAUGGACAUAGAUUCUGCUGAGGAAGGAGCCGCAGAAACCAAAUACAGGGAUCCCAAACAGAAAACCCUAAUCCUGGUUCUGGACACCAACAUUCUCCUCAGUCACUUGGAUUAUGUGAAAAAAAUCCGAUCUUGUGGCCUUGAAGCAUUGGGAUUUCCAGUUGUCCUGAUCCCCUGGGUGGUUCUACAAGAGCUGGAUUCCCUUAAAAAUAGAAAAGGUCUGUCAGGAUCAGUGGCCCACCUUGCAACUCCGGCCAUCUCGUUUAUUUACACCUCUCUGAAGAAGCGGGACCCCCACCUGUGGGGGCAGUCCAUGCAGCAGGCCACUGAGAUCAGCAAUGGUCUGAAUACCAAGAAUAAUGAUGACAGAGUGCUGCAGUGCUGCCUGCAAUACCAGAAUAUGUAUCCAGAGUGUGUCCUCAUCUUAUGCACAAAUGAUAAAAACCUGUCCAAUAAAGCUGUCCUGAGUGGAGUGACGGCUCUUAGCAAGGUUGAUUUGGAGGCAGGGGUCAGGAGGUCGAAGAAUGGCCAUCAGUUCCUUCUUGACGUUCAGUCUCCUGUUCCGUCUCGUUUGAGCCACAACAUCUCAACUUCCCGUUCAAGAUAGCGGAGGUUUUCCCCUAGCCACCCCACGAAAAGGUGAACC